AUGGAGGAGGUUCGCGAUUACAUUGAUGGAUACUUGACUGUUGAGUAUAACCUCGACACGGGCGUGCGAGAGAAACCAGUCAUGGACAUCGACGACGUAUUUCUAGUUCUCUGUCAUCAUUGGGUUCUGGACACGUCGGUCUUCCCGGGCGGGCGGCAACGACCACAGCUAGCUCUCUUGCUUCUUCUCUCUGCGUAUACAGCAACUAGACUGGCUGCCUUAGUGUAUAAGGCGAUUAAUCGCACUAAGCAAAGGGAGCACUACUUUGGAUGGGAGAAUGACGCGCCCGGCAAUGAUGAUGAGAUGGAUCUAGACUGGAGGGAUAUUAAGACUCUCUGCAAUGAAGAUGUGACACUUGGAAUGCUUCCGAAUCCCGAGGGGAAGCGUGACCUUCUUGCUAUGGAGACCACCCUGAGGUAUACUAAAGGAUGGAAGAAAAGACCAAAUCCGUAA
Rhinocladiella mackenziei CBS 650.93 is the source of this 453-nucleotide messenger RNA. RefSeq lists its product as uncharacterized. Bases 1 to 453 code for a protein of 150 amino acids. The record is from RefSeq and is a predicted model, not a curated record. The transcript is spliced from 2 exons. Lineage: Eukaryota; Fungi; Ascomycota; Eurotiomycetes; Chaetothyriales; Herpotrichiellaceae.